AUGUACCUUGUCAUGGCCAAGAGCAAGGUCCGCAGUGGCACGUGCUCAUCGGCGACGGUGCUGCUUCCACUUCCGCCGGGGCCAUGGCCGUGGCCAGUGGUGGGUAGCCUGCCCGAGCUAGUGCUCAGCAAGCCGGCGUUCCGUUGGAUCCAUCGCGUGAUGAAGGAUAUGGGCACCGACAUCGCUUGCUUCCGCCUUGGCAGCGUCCACGUCGUCCCGAUCACAUGUCCCAAGAUCGCAAGGGAGGUGCUCAAGAAGCAGGACAAAAACUUCUCGUCCCGUCCACUCACCUUCGCCUCCGGCACCAUCAGCUCCGGCUACAAGGACGCCGUGCUCUCCUUCGCGUUCUGCGUCAGCGACUACCUCCCGUGUCUACUUGGCCUGGACCUCGACGGCCACGAGAAAAUUAUUAAGGAGGCCAACACAAAAGUGGAUAGACUGCACAACGUGGUCAUCGAAGAGCGUUGGAGGCAGUGGAACAGCGGCGAGAGGCAGGACGGGGUCCAGGACUUCCUUGACGUUCUCAUCACGCUCGCCAACGGUGAUGGCAAGCCGUUGCUCAGCAUCGAUGAGGUCAAAGCACAGUCCAAGGGCAUAAUAUUAGCGGCCAUAGAUAACCCGUCAAACGCAGUGGAGUGGGCGCUGGCGGAGAUGGUGAACAACCCAGAACUGCUGGCCAAGGCGGUGGAGGAGAUGGACCGGGUGGUCGGUCGCGAGCGACUGGUGCAAGAGUCGGACAUCAUGCAUCUCAACUAUCUCAAGGCGUGCAUACGUGAGGCAUUUCGCCUCCACCCAAUCGCUCCCUUCAACCUGCCGCACGUCGCGAUUGCCGACACCAUUGUUGCGGGCUACCGUGUGCCCAAGGGUAGCCACGUCAUCCUCAGCCGGCUGGCCCUGGGCCGGAACCCCGCCGUCUGGGAUGAACCGCUCCACUUCAAGCCAGAGCGCCAUAUGGGAGACAACAUCAAUGUGGUGCUUACCGAGAGCGAAUUGCGGUUCAUCUCCUUCAGCACCGGACGGCGGGGAUGCAUCGCGGCAUCACUAGGAACAACCAUGAGUGUCAUGCUCUUCGGCAGGCUCUUGCAUGGCUUCACCUGGACCAAACCGGCUGGGGUGUCGGCCAUCAAUCUCAGCGAAUCGAAGCACGACCUCUUCAAAGAGAAACCGCUAGUGCUACAUGCUGAGCCACGUCUUGCAGUGCACCUCUACCCUCUCAUUAUGCAUCGUUGA
This is a messenger RNA of Triticum turgidum subsp. durum (durum wheat), 1230 nucleotides long. The record is from the annotation of a GenBank genome assembly. NCBI's taxonomy places the organism in Eukaryota, Viridiplantae, Streptophyta, Magnoliopsida, Poales, Poaceae.